Mollisia scopiformis is the source of this 1182-nucleotide messenger RNA. RefSeq lists its product as uncharacterized. NCBI's taxonomy places the organism in Eukaryota, Fungi, Ascomycota, Leotiomycetes, Helotiales, Mollisiaceae. The transcript is spliced from 3 exons. Bases 180 to 833 code for a protein of 217 amino acids. The record is from RefSeq and is a predicted model, not a curated record.
GUUUUUCCCCCUUCCGGGAUUUCAUGGCCUCCUCACAAUAUGAAAACAACUCGCUUAUAGUCACGAUUUGCACUCCAAAAACUGCACUUUCAAAUAACAGUACAUUUCGCACAAUGAACCCACCAAUCUCCUUCCACCUUUGCUCGUCCCCGUUCCAAGUUCGAAUUUAGAGAAACAUAAUGCUUUUGACAACUGGGUGUCGUCCCGUGUUGCCCUGCUCUGCCUUGUGUUAUGGAAGUUUAGUUCCAUCCGCACAUAAAUUCAGUGAUCCCCCUCCUCCCUCCUCCCUCCAGCUAAUUAUGCAUCCUGCCCAUUCUGCGCCUUCGACGAGCGGCUUCUACGACGCCAAUGUCCCCACUGAACUGAACGACAGUUCCUUCCUACCAGACCAACUGACCCAUCCUUCCACCAUGAACACCACUGCCUCUGCCCAUCAUCCUCAAGACGACUUCACCACUCUGCAUCUUCCCUCUACCAUCGAAGCUUCAACGCCUGGUCUCUCUGCCAUUCAAGCUGCCAAUAAUGCGCAGGCAGAUCACACACUCCUCCUCCUUCAUGAAGAACCACAACAACGACGAAAGAGGAACAGGUCCUCACGAAAGCACAAUGGCACUCAACUCAUAUACUCUCAACGCCGUAGCAGUGUCUAUCUUCUGUCGUCGACAGGCCAUGCCCACCCAUACCCCAUGCAUAUAAAAGACGCAGACCUUGAAGAUACUCCAGCACAUGGUCAAGAUCAGGUGGUACAACUACACCUCAUACAAGUACAAGUUGGCGAUUGUUCUUCAGUGGAACAUGAUCUCAUUGGCAUCGGGGCUCAAUUCUCUCAAUAGAUAUAGACAAACAUUUCAUUUCAGGUGGAGGCAAAGGUUAACAAGCGACCCAACACAGGGUGGAGGUUCAGAUUUUGCUAUAGGAUUAGGAAUAAAAGUAUGUUCGCGACGUUAUCUUGCUGUCGCUUAACAAUUGUUUUUUUCCCACCCUGUGAGGGUUGAGUUGUGUAGUAGAAGCACUAGUCUCGCGCAGGUAUCGCUACUUUCACAUCACCAAACAAAUCGCCUGACUAGAUGCUAUCUACAAGAUAACAAUUAGAGAAUUGACUCCGAAAUUUUAUCACAGACAAUCAUAGCAUCUCACCACCCCACCUCAACUAUAACCCCCCAACUCCCUCUCCGUCCACCC